This is a messenger RNA of Trypanosoma brucei brucei TREU927, 3132 nucleotides long. RefSeq lists its product as hypothetical. NCBI's taxonomy places the organism in Eukaryota, Euglenozoa, Kinetoplastea, Trypanosomatida, Trypanosomatidae. The record is from RefSeq and is a predicted model, not a curated record. The coding region runs from base 1 to 3132 and encodes 1043 amino acids. The transcript has a single exon.
AUGAGCCGACGUGGUGGCAAGGAUAAGGAGAGCCUCCUCGAAGUGUCUCAAGGUUUAUCCGGGACUGCUACACCUCGUGGUUCCGAUCGAAGGGCAGCUCGCGGCAUUGUUUCACCUCGUGUUCCCGGUCGACAUCGGGCGGAUGAUAAAAAGGAGUAUACCUCUGUUUAUGUGGAGACGGUUGAUGAAAAAACACAUAUCGCCGAGGGUAGUAUUGUGGCUUUCCAAUUUGUUUCCAAGGGGAAAUGGAUGUGGGCUAUUGGCACGGUUGUUUCCGAUGGUGCCACCGCUGAUGGUGUUGGCAGCAGCCCAGCUGUAACGGAUCCCGGACUCGUAUCACUGUUGUGCUGGAAGGUUGUUUGGAAUUCAAAGGAUGAUGUGCCUGAGCGGGAGGAAAGGGUGGUGGAGACAGCCCAGGAAAGACGAGAGAGGAUAUCGCGUGAAUUGUAUGUGCAUGAUGUUAUGCGCAGAGAAAAUAUCGUUGAGGGGAUUAGGAAAGAUAUACGAAACAUAAGUCGUGAAUCGUGGAAAGAGUUGAUGAGACUGAAGGAGGCCCCAAAGGCUGUGUUGCGCGCAGUGAGAGCAGUUUUUGAACUCUUGUGCAUUGAGCUGGUGGCCUCAUCUGAAAGCGAUGAAUGGGAUCAGAUGAAGCGGUUCAUGGCUUCUAGCGCAUUUACAGACCUUCUCUCAGAUCCAAAUGCCGUUCGCAUGGAUGACGCACUGGCUGAUGCUCUAAAUGAAAAAUAUUUGAGCGAUCGCCUCUUUGACUUCACAGUGGUGAGUGCCAACAAUCGUCUCGCUGGGCUCCUUCAAAAGUGGGUGACAAGCGAAGUUUAUCUCUACAAGGCUCGUGCCUCCCUCCGGAUGAUCGACGACCAGUUGUCGGACACAAUGGGCGCACAGGGCAGCAAAUUUUCUGCUUCGCUCCGGAGUGGAAACUCAAGUACGAGGGUGAGGCCCUUUUCGGGGAGAGAUGGUGAAGACAGUGUUAAAAUGACUGUUCGGAGCUUUAGUGAAUCAGGAGAAAUAUCCUUCGUGCGCACAGACGAAAAAGUAGUGGUACUCCAAAUGUCUAUCUUCUGCAAACUGAUACCACUUACAGGCCCCUUGAAGUCAAGGGAGAUGAUUCUUAAGCGGGAUAGUAUUGCGCAAAUCCGGAGUGCAGCGUCGAAGCAGCUUCGGGGCACUCCUCGCGGGUCAAAUGUCGCAACUCGUGUUGCUGGGGAUCGACACGUCACUGAGUCCUAUGUCUCUACCGCACCAACUGGCUUAACACAUAUAUUCUGCAAUCAGUCGAUUGAGCGUUUGCGUCUGGUUGCACGGGAGUUGGGAUCACUCUUCGACCUUCACCAGAUGUUUACAGCCGAACGUUGGAAGAUCAUGCACCGCGACACCACCAGCCUCAGGGAUCGCCCAAAUAACAUUUCCUCGAAGUCAGCCGACUCCGAGAGGAAGCUGUCGAGAGCUAUGAAGCGCAUCAAUGAGCUGGAGGGCCAUCUCAGAGAAAAGGAGGAUGAACUUCGGGAUGUGUGGGGCAAGACUGAGGAAGAGACGAAGAGUCUUAAGAAACAUGUGAGGAGUAGAUCAGAUGAAGACAGCGAAAGGAGGGUAAAUCGGGGUUGUGGACUGAACUUCCGCAUACUUUGCCUACUGCAGGACGAAGAGGUAAACCGUAUGCGCCUCGGCACAAUAGAAAUACAGGAGCGGUUCAUGUUGCAGCUGCGGGAGACACGAAGCUCAAAUGAUAUGGCUCUAAACGAAUUAAAAGCGGAAUACGUCAAGGAAACCAUUGCCCUCCAGCGUGAAGUCUCAAACUUAGAGGGUUGCCAACAGAGGGCGCUUUCUAUCCUUCGAGAGUGCUUGAGUCGGACUCAGGAAGGACCCUUGAAGCACCAGCAAUACGUUGAAAAGGAAGACCUUCACUCAUGCUUACUAGAUGUAGAGCAGGCGAUGAUGGAACUUGGCGCCUCGCGACUACCGAGCACACACCUCUUUUCUGAGCGGAGUGAUGAGUGCACGGAGCAUCGAACAUCUCGCAUAACCACGAGGAGGGAUGCUCAUGCUCAAACUCACGCCUUAGAGCGUUUGAAGAAUGUCGUGGAUGACGUGGGUGACAACGAUGUAAUUCUGAUUAAAGAUCGUUUGGUUGAGGCAAUGUACGACCGUGAACUAAUCCAAGAGCUGCUCACGCGUGAGCAACAAAAGUGUCGGGAGUUGGAGAAAAAGGAGGAAACCCUUCUCCUGGACUUGGAGCAGGUGACCAAUCAACGCACGGAGCUGGAUGAGGAGGUACAAGUACUGCAAGCCGAAGUGGAGGCACUAACAAAAGCACUGAAGCGAGCAACCGAUGGCAACAAGGACGCAGAUGUUCACGGUGCGCGGAGGCCCAACAGUAAAAAGUCUGGUAUGGACUUCAUGGAUGGCGACGAUGAGCAACAAACUACCGAAGUGGCCGAAACGUUCAACUCUGCGAACACAGUACAGGAUCAGUGGUUGAUUAACUUGUUAGAGGAAGAGGGUGUUGACCACUCUGGUGGCGUUUUCACUGCUCUCUGUACUUAUAUAGAGCAACUUAAGGCCAAUCGAGCCACUCUGGAGGCAGACCGCGAUAUGCACGCAUCAGAGGCGAGGAUGCUUGAAAUGUGUCUGAAGACUGCUGCUGAUGCUCUGGAAGAUGCAUUGCUACAUGACGAGCGCUGGCGCCCGCGGACAACAAGUUCGCAACACACGACAUUUCACUCUAAAAAGUUCCCUGGAGACGACUGGGGUUUAGUGGCGGCCAACACACCGGAAGCUCUCGUGAACGCCAUCGUGCAUGACGUAGCAGCUGCUUGCCACUUACCUGAGGAUUAUGUAUUGGAUGUUGACUACCGCGAUGAUGGUGUUGAGCUUCAUGUGACGUUUGACUUGAGGCAUGACCCAUCUAUAACGACGGAAGAGAUUGCAAGGCGUCUAGAAGAAUGUAACUUUUACGAAAUGGAAAAAAUAUAUGCUAACCGACACGAACGUAAGAGCGGAAUUGAUGAGUUGCGCAGGGACCUGCAGGCAAAAGUAGAGGAAAUAAACGCCUUACGCGGCACGUUGAGAAGAUUGCAGACGGGUACCAGCGGUUAUUCUUAUUCUUCGAGGUAG